CCAAAGUUGCUGAUGAGAACCGUCAUUAAGAAGAAAGAACCAAGGCCAAACGGCCGGUGAGGAAGUGCAGCCCAAAUCCUGCACAAAAGGCGUGACCAAAAGCGACAUUGCAAGGCUUUGCUCGCACAAAAAAGACACGCUGCAAGCACAGCCGUUUUGGUACUCAAUAAAUGGUGCAGUUCUUAUCUUCCGUUCUUCAUCAUUAUCUCCUGUUUCCAUCUUUUAAAAGUGCCUUAAACAUCACAGUUUUCACAGCAAGGAAAAGAGAAAAAAAAAUGAUGGGGUUCAGUGAGAGUCCAUGGCUUGUUGCUCUGCUACUGAUGGUUUCGAUCGUGCAGUGCGUGAACGUGGCUCUAGGAUCGCAGCAAGUGCCGGCGAUGCAUGUCUUCGGGGACUCGGUAGUUGAUGUCGGGAACAACAAUUACCUCAACUCCUAUGCCAAAUGCAAUUACCCUCCUUAUGGUAUUGAUUACCCUGGAGGACCUUCUGGCAGAUUUUCCAAUGGGAAGAACAUCGCCGACAUGCUCGGAGACCUGCUGGGUUUGCCGAGUCCUCCGGCUUAUGCCGAUCCGUCUACAACUGGAGCGAAAAUCCUAGGGGGAGUAAAUUAUGCAUCUGCCGCAGCAGGCAUACUCGACGAGACAGGCCAACACUAUGGAGAGAGGUACAGCCUGAGCCAGCAAGUUCUGAACUUUGAGGACACCCUGAAUCAACUGAGGACCCUGCUGCCCGGAACGUCUUUGAGCCAUUACCUCGCUAGAUCCAUCGCCGUCGUGGUCAUCGGAAGCAAUGACUACAUCAACAACUACCUCUUGCCUCCCAUGUACUCUUCCAGCUACAGUUACACUCCCCCACAGUUCGCGAACCUCCUUCUCAACCGUUACGCUCGACAGAUUCUGGCACUGAACAGUGUAGGACUGAGGAAGUUCUUCCUAGCAGGAAUCCCACCGCUCGGCUGCAUCCCGAACCAGAGGGCCACCGGCCAAGCCCCCCAAGACCGAUGCGUCGACUCUGUGAACCAGAUGCUCGGGACCUUCAAUGAGGGGCUCAGGUCGCUCGUGCAGCAGCUGAACAGCAACCACCCCGGCUCAAUCUUUGUCUAUGGGAACACCUACAGCACCUUGGGCGACAUCCUAAACAAUCCCGCCACAUUCGGGUUCAGCGUCGUGGACAGGGCAUGCUGCGGAAUAGGAAAGAACCAAGGCGAAAUAACGUGCACUCCACUGAUUGCGCCGUGCACCGACCGGAAUCAGCACGUGUUCUGGGAUGCGUAUCACCUGACGCAGGCUGCCACUUCGGUGCUCGCCCAGAGGGCUUUCUAUGGCCCGCCGUCGGACUCUUACCCGAUCAACAUCCAGCAACUGGCUCAGCUCUAGUGCAGCUCAUUUGGCUUUCUGGGUUCUCUGCUUGUGUGUGUUCUUUACUUAGCAUAUGUGCAAAUCUGUGGUGUUUUCCCAAAACUCAAACGCCAAUCCUCUUCGAUUAGAUCAACGCAUGUUCACUGUUGGCUACAGAAAAUCCAUAUCCCCUGAAGCACACAACAUCGAGUUAUUAUUUGCUUCCAGCA
Messenger RNA from Rhodamnia argentea, 1567 nucleotides. RefSeq names its product GDSL esterase/lipase At1g71250. Gene Ontology annotation, molecular function: hydrolase activity, acting on ester bonds. The record is from RefSeq and is a predicted model, not a curated record. The transcript is spliced from 5 exons. NCBI's taxonomy places the organism in Eukaryota, Viridiplantae, Streptophyta, Magnoliopsida, Myrtales, Myrtaceae. Bases 171 to 1376 code for a protein of 401 amino acids.